UGGUGCCUGGCAGCAUGAGGAUUGCCCAGCCAGAGGACAUGGUGUCUGCAACCCCUACUGAGGGGCACAGGCUGGCUUGGCCACUAACAGAUGGACCUGGCAAGAGCCCACUAGGGGUCCUCAGUACCCCAGAGCCACUUCUUCGACUGCAGAGGACACAGAGGGUGUGGCAGGUCCCAGAGUUGGAUGCUCAGCAUGCCAAGGCUUUUCUGGAGCUGUGGCCACUGGGGAGUUUCCUGGUCAUAGGACACGAUCCUAGGCAGGUCCUGAUGCUGAAGACAGGACCUUCAUCAGGAGACGUCAACACCUAUCAAAUUCACAAGCUGUCUGGAGGUGUGUCCCUGGAGUCCUCCAACCUCUGCAUGCCAGACUGUCCCCAUCUCUUGGCCUUCCUGUCAGCCAGCAGGGAUGUUUUGCCAAGGACACUGCUCUUGCCCACUCCAGCUGUAGGGCCUGGGGACAAGGACUCAGAUCCUCUGCGACUUGGCUGCAUCCAGGUCAGCACCUCGGGGAGGGUGCUGUCUGUAGUGAACCAGCUCUACCUGAAGACGCAUGGAGGCUGGGGCGCAGAGCAGACUCCACAGCAGACAGAGCCAGAGACUGACCAGAAAUACAGUCUAGCCCCUAGGAAGCCCACCCCACAUCGCGUCUCAUGGGUGGAAGAGCCACCGAAACCGGAAGUGCAUCAUGCUGGACCAGACGUUCAUCACCUGGAACCCGAAGUGUCCCUUCCUGGAGCAGAUGUACACUCGCCCAGGCCUGCUCUAGACAGUGUGGUGGAAGAGAAGGAGGAAGUGAGCUGUAAAGAUGAAGAGGAAGGUCGCGAGGACCUGCUCACUGCCCACAUCAGCGCUCUGGCCAGGGCCCGGAGCAGCUAUGUAGCCAAGCAGUACCGAUACCUUCGGGCACGCCUCACAUCAAAUUCUGGAAAUCCUUACAGGCCUGGGGAUCCGGCCACGGAGCUGCUUCAGGAUGUGCGCCAGCUCCUCACUGAUCUCCAGAAUUACCUGGCAAAGGAUCCCGACGUCAGAGCUGUCUUUGGGAACAGGGAACCUAGGGUCCCUGGGGACAAGGAUCUUGGCCCCGCUGUGGAAGUAGCCCUGUGUCGGGCGGUUCUGGAGCCCCUGAAGCCGGCCCUGUGGACCAAACUCCGAACUCUCAGAGCCCAGGAACUGCGGCUACUGCGCCGGCGCCAAACAGCCUUGAGGGCAGGGGCGGGGCCCGAGGGACAGAGCCCUGUCCCAGCCUUGCGGAGCCAGAUCCACGCGCGCCUCGCGCAUCUGCACGCCGCAUGCGCCCCGCGCCGCAAGGUGGCACUGCUGCUGGCGGUGUGCAAUGACGUCUACGCGGGCCUGGCUGGUGGCGAGAAUCAAGAGCCCCUAGGGGCCGACGCCUUUUUGCCAGCCCUGACCGAGGAGCUGAUCUGGAGUCCACAUAUAGGGGAGACGCAGCUGGAUGUGGAGUUUCUUAUGGAGCUCUUGGAUCCAGAGGAACUGCGGGGAGAAGCUGGCUAUUAUCUUACUACGUGGUUUGGGGCUCUCUAUCACAUUGCUCACUACCAGCCCGACGCUGGCCGUGCACCCCAGGAUCUCAGUUCCGAGGCCCGAGCCUCCCUGCGCCAGUGGCACCGGAGGCGGACACUGCACCAGCAAGCCCAGCCCACAGCCCAGGCUGGCCUGCCCUUUGAGGAGCCAUGGGCCAUAGGGGACCAAUGAUGGUUGGGUCCUCCAACCCCAGUCAACUCUGGGCCUUUUGGCCCACUUCCCUGCUAAGAGAGAUGCUGGAGGCAUCUGGGGCAGCGCGGAGGGUGGGGCAGGAAAGGGGAUGUGCCUUUUGCACUGGCUGUUCCCAGUUAAUAUCAGCCCUUCCCUAAAAUCCACAGCACUCCUCCCUCCCCUCCUGGUCUGCCCCCAUGUCGCCUCAUUGAGAGUCUCCCCAGCAAAUACAAAUCCCCAAACAGUACUAAAACUACAACCCCUCGCCUGACCAUCUUUGGGGCAGGCAGAAUAAAAGCACAGUCUCCCAAAGGUAUCCACGUGUGGAUCCUGUCUGUGACUAUGGCACUUCACCUGGUCAAGAGAGCUUUACAGAAAGGACGGCAUGUCUGGACCUGAGGUGGGAGCUUAUUCUGGAUUCUUCUGGAGAAGUGUGGAGAGGUGUGGG
Chionomys nivalis (European snow vole) is the source of this 2163-nucleotide messenger RNA. It is a transcript of the gene Rinl, whose product is annotated as Ras and Rab interactor like. Gene Ontology annotation, molecular function: small GTPase binding; guanyl-nucleotide exchange factor activity. Lineage: Eukaryota; Metazoa; Chordata; Mammalia; Rodentia; Cricetidae. The record is from RefSeq and is a predicted model, not a curated record. Gene Ontology annotation, cellular component: cytosol; endocytic vesicle. The coding region runs from base 15 to 1715 and encodes 566 amino acids. The transcript has 11 exons. Gene Ontology annotation, biological process: vesicle-mediated transport.